Molecule: messenger RNA, 10367 nt
Organism: Saccoglossus kowalevskii
Lineage: Eukaryota; Metazoa; Hemichordata; Enteropneusta; Harrimaniidae
Product: protocadherin Fat 4-like
Biological process (GO): homophilic cell-cell adhesion
Cellular component (GO): cell-cell junction; plasma membrane
Molecular function (GO): calcium ion binding
Source: RefSeq, a predicted model, not a curated record
CGUGUACACUCUCGUUUACAAGUGCUACAUACUACAUACAAGAAAACUCAGCAACCGCCACAGCCAUCAUACCAUUUGGUGACAUCACAUCAGAUUUUCCAGAAGGAGCGGCUGGUACAGCGUUUAUUAUAGCCAGUGUAUCCGCACCAGGUCCUGCAACGUUAUUUGACAUUGUUGGAACUACAGGCGUGCUGAUGGUAGGGAGCACUAUUCCUGAUUUUGAAACUCAUGGUGGAAAUACAUAUACUGUUGAUAUGCAAUGUAAACAAACAACAGGUGUUGAUGGAAGCAGUGUGUCAGUUGAUGUAACUUUCACUAAUGAAGUUGAAUUGUGCACGAUGUCCUGGUCAGGCGGACCAUUUUCUGUGGCAGAGAAUACAGCUACUAGAACUGAGAUAAUCGCAGCAUCAUCACUGACAUCAACCUUCCCUGAAACAGCUGAUACUACAGCAUUCAGUAUUACUUCAGUUAGUCCAGGUGCAACCACGCUGUUUGACAUUGAUCCAAGCACAGGGGCGCUGAGUGUUGGAUCAACGCCGCCAGACUAUGAAAAUGAUGCAUCAACUCAAACAAUAACUGUAACUUGCCAUCAGUCGUCGACUACUAGUGCUGCUGAAACAGUUGUUGUUACCAUUACAAAUGUUGAUGAAGAUUGUACGAUAAACUGGCCGUCAGCUCCAUUUGUCGUAGCAGAAAAUUCUGUCACAACUACAGUUGUAAUUGCUUCAUCGGCUAUUACGGGAGUCUUUCCUGAAAAUGCUGCAGCAAAUCCAUAUGACAUCACUAGCGUUAGUCCAGGACCUGCAGGCUUGUUCGCUAUUAAUCAGGCAACGGGUGCUAUAUCAGUUGACAGUGUUGUACCAGAUUAUGAAACGCAUACUACUUCCCAAACAAUAACUGUGACAUGUUACCAGGCAUCUGGGCAUAACGUUGCAUAUACAGUUGAUGUGAAUAUCGAAAAUGUAGAUGAAGCGUGUACACUCUUGUUUACAAGUGUUACAUACUCCAUACAAGAAAACUCAGCAACGGCCACAGCCAUCAUACCAUUUGGUGACAUCACAUCAGAUUUUCCAGAAGGAGCGGCUGGUACAGGGUUUAUUAUAGCCAGUGUAUCCGCACCAGGUCCUGCAACUUUAUUUGACAUUGAUGGAAGUACUAGCGUGUUGAUGGUAGGGAGCACUAUUCCUGAUUUUGAAACUCAUGGUGGAAAUACAUAUACUGUUGAUAUGCAAUGUAAACAAACCACAGGUGUUGAUGGAAGCAGUGUAUCAGUUGAUGUAACUUUCACUAAUGAAGUUGAAUUGUGUACUAUGUCGUGGUCAGGCGGACCAUUUUCUGUGGCAGAGAAUACAGCUACUGGAACUGAGAUAAUCGCAGCAUCAUCACUGACAUCAACCUUCCCUGAAACAGCUGAUACUCCGGCAUUCAGUAUUACUUCAGUUAGUCCAGGUGCAACCACGCUGUUUGACAUUGAUCCAAGCACAGGAGCGCUAAGUGUUGGAUCAACACCACCGGAUUUUGAGAGUGAGGCUUCCCUGCAGACAGUAACUGUGACUUGUCACCAAAUGUCGGGCGAGGACAACACAGCAACUGUGACAGUCACUAUUCUUGAUGUCGUUGAAGAUUGUACAAUCGCAUGGUCUUCGCCGCAAUAUGCAAUAUCAGAAAAUUCCGUCACAACUACAGUUAUUAUAGAUACAACUGAUUUCACGCCUGAUUUUCCGGAGACUGCCGCAGCUGUUACAGUAUACAGUAUUGCUGGAGUCAGUCCUGGUCCCACUAACUUGUUUACCAUUGAUCAAUCCACUGGAGCAAUUUCUAUUGACUCUGAGAUUCCUGACUAUGAGUUUCAUACUACAACUCAAACUGUAACAGUGACGUGUUACCAGGCUUCUGGAAAUAAUAAUGAUCAAACUAUUGAUAUUGUUAUAGAAAAUGUCGACGAACCAUGCACGCUGUCAUUUGCUAAUGCCCCAUACUCUAUAGACGAAAAUUCAGCUACUGGGACAACUAUCACGCCAUUUUCAGAUAUCACAUCGGAUUUCCCAGAAGGAGAAGCCACUCCUUCAUUUAUAAUAGUUGGGGUUUCAGCACCCGGACCAUCAACUUUAUUUGAUAUAGAUGGGACUACUGGGGUGAUCCAAAUUGGAAGUACAGUGCCAGAUUACGAAACACAUGGUGGCAAUACAUAUUCUGUUGAGAUACAAUGUAAACAAACAUCAGGCGUUGACGCCAGUGUAACUAUUGACAUCACAUUUGAUGAUGUCAUUGAAUUGUGCACUGUUGGAUGGACAGGAACACCAUACACCGUUUUGGAAAACACAAACACUGGUGAAAUUAUAAUAGAUUCUUCCGAAUUAGUAACGUCAUUCCCUGAAGGUGCAGCAACACCUGCUUUCAGUAUUUCUGUCAGUCCUGGAGCUGCCACACUUUUUUCAAUCGAUGGCACAACGGGAGCAUUAAUGGUUGGAACCACGCCACCUGACUACGAAGCAGACAACACAAUACAGACAGUUACAGUUUCAUGUCUACAGGAUUCGUCACAAGAUAACACAAACGAUGUUACUGUCACCAUAGUGAACGUUCUUGAAGCAUGUUCGAUACAGUGGGUGAAUGCGCCGUAUAGUAUAGAUGAAAAUUCAAACACAGCUGUCAAUGUAGUGCCGGCUGCUGAUGUCAUGGGAGACUUUCCGGAAGGUGCCUCAAGUCCGAGUUAUGGUAUAAGCAGUGUUGACCCAGGUCCUGCGGAACUAUUCAGCAUUGAUGCCACUUCUGGUGCUAUUGUUAUUGGAAGUCUCAGUCCAAAUUUUGAACUACAUGGUUCGACAACACAGACAAUCUACGUGGAUUGCAUGCAAGAUUCUGGACCAGAUGAUACGUAUGCUGUAAGCGUGCAGAUUAACGACAUUGACGAAACUCCUCAAUUUGCCAAUCUACCAACUUCAAUCAAAAUCUCGGAGAGUAUAGGUGCUUCCCAGUCAGUGUUCAAAGUAUUCUACAAUGAUCCAGAGGGCGUUGCUGUCACCGUUGACAUCAGUACACAGACUCCAGUUACUCCCGCCUUCACAGUUGUGAAUGGAAAUGAAAUACACUCUCCUGUCGGGUUAGAUUAUGAUUUGAGUGAUCGGACGUACACCUUGACUAUAAGAGUUGAUGAUGGAACAAACACAGAUACAUCCACGUUGACUAUCAAUCUAUACAAUGAAAUUGAUGAACCACCGACCUUUCCAGCAUCCGAUUACACUGGUACAAUAGAGGAAGAACAGUCGUAUGGAACAGUUGUAACAUGGACAACAAACCCAGUAGCUGAUAUGAUCGCAAGUUACAACGAAGUCGGUGACAGUAAUCUGUAUUACGAGCUAUCCGGGACAAAUUCUGUCGAUUUCAACUGCGACCGGUUAACAGGUGUUAUCACAACAUCCAGAAAAUUAGACGCCGAUGACGUAUCAUCAACAGCGAGCUACUCUCUAACAUUAACAGUGGGAGAUUCUGCCGGCCAUACUGAUACUACGACAUUAAGCAUUACACUGACUGAUAUCAACGAUAAUAAACCAAUAUUUUCACCGUCCUUGUAUUAUAAGGCAAUUGACGAGAAUAGUGGGGCUGGUGUCAUUGCAGCUACAAUGACAGUGUCCGAUGACGACGCUGGUGUAUUCGGCACAGUAACCCUAACCAUUACCAGUGGUGUUACUGCGAAAUUUACAUUGUCUGGGAAUGAAAUCUUAACAACAGCAGAUCCAUUGGACUAUGAAACCACUACUAGUUACACUAUAACAGUGACUGCAGCUGAUGGGGGUGGUGAGAUAAGCACAGCUACAGUUAUUGUUGAUGUCGGAAAAUUAAAUGAAUUUCCACCGAUUUUCGAUACUUUUCCUGCGACUGCUAUCACGGUCGCUGAAAACAGCGCGCUUGGUUUUGAAGUUCUAGCAGCUGCAGAUAUAAUAGCAAGUGAUGACGAUGAUGGCUUGGAUGGAAAAAUAAGUUUUUCAAUUAGUGCAGUUACAAAUGGUGGUAUAAAUAAAUUCAGCAUGGAUUCUUCGACUGGUAGAAUAUUGACAACAAGUACAUUCGACUACGAAAGUGGUUCUAUUUCAUACAUUAUUACGUGUGUUGCUGCCGAUCAAGGAUCCCCGGGACCAAGCAGCACAACAAGAAGCUUAACAGUUGAUAUAUCAGAUGAAAACGACAACGCUCCUUAUUUUGAUCAGAACUAUUACUCAUUGACAAUCACUGAGGGUGACGUAAUUGAUACCGUCAUUACAACUUUCAACGUGAACGACGACGAUUCUGCAGCAAUCACAACAAUUAGUUACCAGUUCUACUCCGGUAAUGACCUUGAUAAGUUUAAGAUGGAUGAUGCCACACAUCAAUUGAAGAUUAAGACAUUGGUUAACUUAGACGCUGGUCAUCCGGACGUAUAUGAUAUAGUACUUCGUGUGCUGGACGGUGGCACGCCCGAGUUAACUGGCACCACGUCACUACACAUUAGUGUCACGGAAACAAAUGACUAUGAUCCUGUGUUUGGUACUACAACCCCGAUCGCUAUUUCCAUAUCUGAAAAUACUAAUCUUGGGAGUACUGUAGCUGUUAUCAACGUGAGCGAUGAUGAUUAUGGUUCGAGUGGCGAUGUUACUCUGACAAUCACCGGCGGGGAUACAGAAAAUAAUUUCCGUCUGGACGAUGGGAAUCUAGUGGUUAAAAAGUCAAUAAAAUACGAAGAUACUGGGUCCCCAAUUGUGUUAACAAUCGAAGCCACUGAUGACGGUGCAACACCACGGGUUGUAUCAGAAGAUAUCUCAAUCGCUGUCACGAAUGAAAAUAACUACAAACCAACCUGUUCUCCCAGGAAUUAUGCUACAACAGUCCCAGAAACAGCCGCCGCAUCCGAUCCAGUUGCCCAAAUUGAAUGUCAAGAUAUCGACCUAGACACUUUGACAUACACUAUAACUGCUGGUAAUGGUGAUAGUAAUUUUGAAGUUGACGGUACCGGUCUCGUAACUGUUGCAUCUUCAGGAUCCAUUAUUGACUACGAGUCGGGAAUUCUUAAAUAUUCACUAACAGUUGAAGUUAGUGAUGGAGCAAACACGCUCGACGUCCAAGUUACCGCAAAUAUUGAAGCUGUGAAUGAGGACUCCCCUGUAUUUGAUACAGGUGCAUGGACUGUUAAUUUAGAUGAAGACACUUCUAGUCAGGAUAUCAUAGUAUCGCUGGCGUCCUCAAUAACUGACACAGACACCGGAGGACAUGGUAUAGUUGCCUACAAAAUUACCUCAGUCAGCCCAACAAGUGGGACAAGUAAAUUCAGCAUUGAUGAACGUUCUGGUGAAAUAUUCCUUUUUGAAUCAUUGGACUAUGAAGAGGAGACUUCUUAUGAUAUUGCCGUUGAGGCUGAAGAUGGUGGUGGAUUGACAGAUGCCGCAAUCAUUACGAUUAACGUCAUAGACCUCAAUGAUAAUAGUCCAUCAUGCUUACAAACAAGUUAUUCGGUGAACGUGAACGAACAUACAUACACUUACACGGCAGUGAGCAUGGCGGAUUUAGGGUGUACUGAUAUUGACUCCGGUACACUAGGGGACUGCGGGAUUGCUGACACUCUGGACUAUGAAGCUGAUAGACAAUACACCAUGACUCUUAGGGUUUCCGAUGGAGGAACCACACCACCACAAACCCAAGAUAUUGCAAUAAGCGUGACUGUUGAUGCAAUAGAUGAAGGUGCACCCGUGUUUGCUGGCCCGUACAGUACAUCAGUCUUGGAAGAUGCUGAACCAGGCACUACUAUUGAAACAUGUAUAGCAAUAGACCCUGAUUCAGAUGACACUUUACAUGGUCAAGUAUCGUAUGCAAUAACAAAUGGUAACACUGCUGAGCAUUUUGCAAUUGACUCCUCAACAGGAGUUGUCCAAACAAUUGAUCUACUGGACAGAGAAACAAUAGACAGUUAUACUUUAGAAAUAACCGCAACCGAUGGUAAUGGAGGCACAGGUGUGGAAACAUUAGAUAUCACAGUAACUGAUGUAAAUGACGUGGAACCAUCGUGUACCCAAUACUCGUAUGCUCUAGAUUUAGAUGAAGACACACCAGUUGGUACAUUAUUCUCCUUAGUAUGUACAGAUGAUGAUCCAGCUGAUUCUACUUUGACUUACACAUUAACUAGUGGUGACGCAUUGAUGUUUGGUGUAAAUACAGUUGGCGACGUGUACUUGCAAUCUGCACUAGAUUAUGAUGGUGUAAAUAGUAAUAGAAGUUAUAGAUUUGAAAUAACUGUUUCAGAUGUAGCAUCACAUAGUGUAGUUAUAGAAGGAUCAGUAUAUGUACUUCCGGUCAAUGAAGACUCUCCUGCAUUUACCACCGGUUUAUACUCGCAGGAUGUAGACGAAGAUGUGGCAAUAGGAAGCACAUUACUCACAGUAUUGGCCAUCGAUACAGAUUCUAGCGAUACAACAGAUGGUGUUGUGGUAUACACAAUUGGGGAUGCGUGUAGCUGUCCAGAGUUUCACAUGAACAGACACACAGGAGAUAUAACGUUAUUAACACUACUCGAUUAUGAAACUACUACGUCAUACACAUUGCCAAUAGAGGCCACAGAUGGGAGUACGACUGACUUUGCUAUUAUUGAAAUACAUGUAAUAGAUGUUAAUGAUAAUGCACCAGUGUUUCUUCCAGUGUCGUAUAGUGAGAUUGUGCAGGAGGAACUGCCAGCAGGACAGGUAGUUGCAACAGUGAAUGUGACAGACAUUGAUUCUAUCACUGACGAUAAUAAUGUUAUUCUACUUUAUAUUGCAAGUGGGACUGCAUUUUCUGUUGAUUCUGCUACAGGAGAAAUCACCACAACUGGUUUGAUUGAUUAUGAAACAAUUCAGUUAUUUAAUCUAGAGGUUGUAGCAGAAGACCGUAAUGGAGCAUCGGGUGCAAACAGUGCCACAGCCCUCGUCACCAUAGAUAUAGAACCAGUCAAUGAAUACACCCCCGUGUUUCAAUCCACCUCAUAUAAUAUCUCAAUCAGUGAGUUUACUGCAACAGGAGUAACAGUGCUCACCAUAUCGGCAACUGAUGAUGAUUUAGCAUCACAUCCCCAUGAUAGUACAGCAGCUCUUGGAGACCAGUUGUCUACUGAUGUGGAUGUUGAAAUCAUAAUUGAAGAUGAGAACGACAACACUCCCACAUGUGAUCCACAACCUUAUGUCGUGAGCAUAUCGGAAAAUGAAAGUACCGGAACAACAGUCACGACUCUUGUUAUACAAGACAGCGAUAGUGGUACCAAUGGUGAAGUAGCUAUAACUAAAGCAAGUGGUGAUGAAAAUAAUGAUUUUGUACUUACUAACUACGACCUUAUACUGGAUCAACAAUUAAUUUAUCACGUGACACCAGUUUAUGAUAUUGUGUUUAAUGUGACUGACCGUGGAUCCCCGUCUUUGUCGACUAACUGUGCUGUCACAGUGAAUGUUUUGCCAGAAAAUAACUAUACACCUGUGUUUGGUAUUGAUCCCGAUAAUAUUGUUAUAUCAGAGUCGUUGGAAAUUGGCAGUGUUAUUUACACUGCUAUAGCUACUGAUGAAGAUGCAAUUGGCUCUGAUGGGAAAGUAACAUACAACAUUACUGAAGGAAAUUCUGAAGAAAAAUUUACAGUUGACCUCUACAGUGGAGAUGUAUUGACAAAAUCGCUGCUUGAUCGUGAAAUAACUGACCAAUAUAUCCUGGAAAUAACUGCCACUGAUGGUGGGGACACACCGCUUACUGGAACAGUUACACUAUCUAUCACUGUUGAAGAUGUUAAUGACAAUACACCUAUCUUCUCACAGGAUAUCUACACUACAAGUAUACUAGAAAAUAUUAAUAUUGGCACUAGCGUCUUUACUGUGAUAGCCACUGAUAUUGACAGUGGUGCUAACUCAAAUAUCGAAUAUAAUAUCACAGGUGGGAUGAGUCAUGAGGACUUCAAUAUUGACAUUGCAACAGGUGAGAUCACGACGGCUGCAGAUAUCGACUUUGAAACAAGGAAGAUGUACAGUUUAACGGUUCAAGCAACUGAUGGUGGAACACCAGUGAGAUCAUCAGACACCGUUGUUAGAAUAAAGAUCAAUGAUUAUAAUGAUAAUGUACCAGUCAUUUUUCCCAAUGGUGUAACGAUUUCCAUCUUUGAAAACUCUCCCAGUGAUACUUUAGUCAUUCCACAAUGGGUAGUUGAUGAAGACAGUGAUGAAAAUGGCAAUGUUACGUUCCUACUCGCCGACGGUGAUCCAUUAGGACAGUUUUACAUUGAUAAUUGGUCGGGGUUGAUUUAUACCUCUAAUUUUGGGCCAAUAUUGGAUCGAGAAGUUCAAGACACAUACCACUUACUUGUUAAUGCUAGUGACCUAGGUACUCCUUCUUUGGCGUCAACUAGCACUGUAACUAUAGUCAUUGUGGAUGAAAAUGACAAUUCCCCUGUCAUAGUGAAUCCUGGAUCUUAUGACACUACAAUAUCAGAAGAUCAACAUGUUGGGACUUCAGUACUCACUAUUAUUGCCACCGAUGAUGAUGCAAAUGAGAAUGGACAGUUGACAUAUGACAUAACAUCUGGCAAUGAUGGUACGUUUGCUCUUGCAUCAACAUCUGGCGUAUUGAGCGUGGUUAUGCCAUUGGACAGAGAAACGACAGCCUCUUAUAGUCUAGAAGUCACAGUUACAGAUAAUGGACUUGUACCAUUGUUUGCUCAGACAACUUUUACUAUCACCAUAGCUGACAUCAAUGAUAACGUUCCGCAGUUUGCUCAGUCUGUUUUAAAAUUAUACGUAGCGGAAAAUGUGCCAUUGUCGACUUUAGUGGAUACUUUAUUAGCCACAGACCCUGACCUUGGUGACAAUGGUCUCGUGAACUACACCAUCAGCAGUGGUGUCAAUGCUGAUCAUUUUAUACUAGACAUUGAGACUGGAGUGCUUAUCACAGCGGCUGAUAUAGAUAGAGAACUUAUUGGGUCAUAUUUGUUCACUUGUAAAGCCGUUGAUAAUGGAAGUCCCACACUUUUUACUUCUGUGACAGUUGAGAUUAUUGUAGAAGAUGAGAAUGAUAACUAUCCUAUAUUUAAUGAAGAUGAAUACAGUGUCACCAUUGCUGAAGAUCAUGAUGUUAACGCAUAUAUAUUGACUGUGGAUGCCACUGACGCUGACAACGGUACCAAUGCUGAGCUCACAUACAGCUUUCAUUCGAGUUUCCCUGUAGGAGAUGAGUAUUUCUCAAUCGAUGAUAAUGGUUCACCUGUGCUGACAACUACAACGACAGUUUAUGUGUAUUUAAUUGACGUUAAUGACAAUGCUCCUAAAUUCAAUCCUACGUUCUACAGUGCCGAGGUAGCAGCUGACAAUGUUGCUGGGGAAACUAUUGUGACUGUAACUGCUACUGAUGCGGAGGAUGGCGAAACUGUUAAAUAUGUUCUCACCAUGGAUGAAUCACAACAAUUCGUGAUUGGCAGUAGCACUGGAGACAUCACAUUAAUUGAAGAGCAAACAUUGCAAGCAGGGGAGAAGUAUGAACUGCGCGUGGAAGCCGAAGACUAUGGUUUACCCCAAUUAACAUCAUCAGACGAAGCGGUUGUCAGAAUUGAUGCAUUUGAUCCUUCCAUAUGCCUUAUAAAAUUCUACAUAUCAAAUUCAUUGGUGGACUUCACACUGACGAAAUCCGAUUUUCUGCAAGCAAUUACAAACAUCAUUCAUGAUUAUUUCCCUACUGCACGGUGCGGAAUAUCACACAUAACUGUUCAAGAUGGGGGUACAACACUAAGCACGCGUAAACUACUUGUAGAUGACGAACAAAUCAUAGUAUAUCUAUAUGCUGUCGCUGACAAUAGUACAGACGUAAAAGAUGGUUUGAAUCUGGCAAAGGACUUUGUACUCGCAUCGUAUAUGUAUGACUUAUUUGCACAGGAUUCUAGUGGCACUCCGUCUGACGAACUGCAAAGUGGUGUGUUCGAACAAUGGGAUAUUACUAUGGUUGACUACGACUCACGUCCCGGUGAAUGGUACCAGCUUUGGUGGGGAAUUCUGCUCAUUGUAUUGGCCUGCCUUUCAUUUGUCAUCGCUUGUUUCUGUAUAACUCUGUGUGUAUACUGGUUUUGCUGUGCUAAGAAGAAGGAUAAAAAACUGAAUGACAAAGAUAAAGCAAAACCAACCAUAAUCCCAAGGUCAUUUGCGCAAAGAAGUGCUUGGCUUCCAGGAUCAGAUAAAGAGAAACGUGUGGCAGAUCCUACCCUCAGUGUAUUGGCUUUGCCAUCGGCACGAUCAAACACUGUACAAACUACGAGAAAAAAUCACACAGCUCGUCCAGAUUAUACGGUGACACCAGUUGAAACGAAUAAACCACGGUAUGGCGGAAGCCAGCUCGAUGCAUUCUAA